CAAAAUAUUUCAAGCAGAGAAAUCAUUCGUACAUUCGAAAGGCUUGCAACUUACAAGCAAAUGUUAUUUUGCCAAUGUCCCUAUAUCACGAGGCCGCCGCCAUUCUGACAAACCCUGAAGGCGGAAGUCUCAAGUCUCGGGUGUUUGGCGCAAAAAACCUCAAGUCACCCCCCGCCCAAGUCUAUGCCUUGGCGCUGGAGACGUGCAAAUGGAGCGCCAUACUCAAGGAGGUUGUUGACAGCUCACAGCUGCUAAAUCAUGAGCGCAAGCUGACGCCCCCUUUGGCCCUCCUCCUCGCCCAUGACCUUCUACUCGCCAAAGGCGGCGUCGCUCUGCCGGCCUCGCACGGUCUGCGCGUCACCAUUGAGCGCCACAAGGCCCGCCUGUCAUCAGAGCUCACGCGCGCCCGCAUCAGGAGAAAGGCCCCUACGCUCGACGCUCUCAAGGCCCAGGUCGAUGAGGCGACGUCGUCCGAAGCCGGCCAUCCACGCUGGGUGCGCGUAAACACCUUGAGGUCGACGCUUGCUGAGCAGCUCGAGAUCACUUUUUCUCGCUACUCAAAGGUCGACUCCGUACUGGAUGUCGUCACUAAGGGUAGCGGUAACGGCGGGCCUUCUUGCAACCGCAUCUACCUGGAUGAGCACGUGCCAAACCUGGUGGCCAUCUCGCCUGGGUCGGAUAUCACCAAGACAGAGGCGUACAAGUCUGGCGCCGUAAUUUUACAGGACAAGGCGUCGUGCUUUCCUGCUUACCUGCUGGAUCCGCGACCAGAGGAUGGAGAUGUCAUUGACGCAUGCGCUGCCCCUGGAAACAAGACGACGCACGCGGCCGCGGUUCUAGAGGAGUACCGUACUGCGGUAAACGUGAAGGAAUCCAAGGGGUCUCGAUCUACGGUACAUGCCUUUGAAAAGGACUCGAGGCGCGCCGAGAUCUUGGCCAAGAUGGUCAAGAUCGCAGGCUCAGAUUCGUUCACCGUCGUGAAUAAGGGCAAGGACUUUAUGAAGGCAGACCCAAACAGCCCUCUCUACAAAGACGUGGCCGCUCUGCUCCUAGACCCGAGCUGUUCCGGCAGCGGUAUUGUAGGCCGUGACGACGCCCCGGAGCUGCAUCUCCCUGAUGCUCCCGGGUCGGCAAAAAAGAGUCAGAGCAACAGCAAAGGAGGCAAACGGAAGCGCCAAGAUGAGCAGGACCGCAAGAGCAAAAAGAAUAAACCCAAUGAACAGGAAGGCGAGCAAGAGGAAGCGGGUCGUACCUUUGUAGAUGACGAGGGACAGACGACAAUGGCAUCGUCGGCAGCCGACCUCGCCGCGCGCCUGGCCGCGCUCUCGUCCUUCCAGGCCACGCUGCUCGAGCACGCCAUGAAAUUCCCAAGCGCCAAGCGCAUCACCUACUCGACCUGCUCUAUUCACGCCGAGGAGAACGAGGGCGUAGUGCUCAGAACGUUGAAGAGAAACCCAGGCUGGAGGAUCAUGAAGAGGGAAGAGCAGGUCGACGGCAUGCAGAGGUGGCCCGUACGGGGAGAGGUGCAGUUUUGUGAGGGCGACAAGGAGAUCGCCGAAGGAUGCAUCAGGGCGUACAAGGGUGAUGGGCAUGGUGUCAUGGGAUUCUUUGUCGCCGCUUUCGUGCGGAACGAAGACGGGCAAGCCACACCUGCACCUGCACCAGUGCCUACGCCAGAUACCCACAGUGGUGCGGUGGAUGAGGAAAACGAUAGGGACGACGACGAAUGGGGUGGCUGUAGUGACUAGCGUGAUGAUAAAACAGACAAAGUGCACAAGAAACGCGCUUUUUGGAACAUAGAUGCUUGGAAUCUUAAUUCUGGUAGUAAAGAUCUCGCAGAGAUCGCCAUAGCAAUCUGCACAAAAACAGAACACAUUAUAGUACACGCUCAUUCCCCAGAUUCCCCACCAU
Pyricularia oryzae 70-15 is the source of this 1911-nucleotide messenger RNA. RefSeq lists its product as uncharacterized. The record is from RefSeq and is a predicted model, not a curated record. The transcript has 2 exons. Gene Ontology annotation, cellular component: nucleolus. The coding region runs from base 75 to 1748 and encodes 557 amino acids. Gene Ontology annotation, biological process: rRNA base methylation. Lineage: Eukaryota; Fungi; Ascomycota; Sordariomycetes; Magnaporthales; Pyriculariaceae. Gene Ontology annotation, molecular function: methyltransferase activity.